Trichechus manatus latirostris (Florida manatee) is the source of this 647-nucleotide messenger RNA. It is a transcript of the gene DAD1, whose product is annotated as defender against cell death 1. Gene Ontology annotation, biological process: protein N-linked glycosylation. The coding region runs from base 80 to 421 and encodes 113 amino acids. NCBI's taxonomy places the organism in Eukaryota, Metazoa, Chordata, Mammalia, Sirenia, Trichechidae. The record is from RefSeq and is a predicted model, not a curated record. Gene Ontology annotation, cellular component: oligosaccharyltransferase complex; membrane. The transcript is spliced from 3 exons.
UGCAAACAUUACAUCCGGUGUGGCCACCGGAUCAGCCAGGAGUUUCAGGAACGUGAGCUGGAGGCUUGAGAGUAUAGUCAUGUCGGCGUCGGUAGUGUCGGUGAUCACGCGGUUCUUAGAAGAGUACUUGAGCUCUACUCCGCAGCGUCUGAAGUUGCUGGAUGCAUACCUCCUGUAUAUACUGCUGACCGGGGCGCUGCAGUUUGGUUAUUGUCUCCUCGUGGGGACUUUCCCCUUCAACUCUUUCCUCUCGGGCUUCAUCUCUUGUGUGGGAAGCUUCAUCCUGGCGGUUUGUCUGAGAAUACAGAUCAACCCACAGAACAAAGCGGAUUUCCAAGGCAUCUCCCCAGAGCGAGCCUUUGCUGAUUUUCUCUUUGCCAGCACCAUCUUGCACCUUGUUGUGAUGAACUUCGUUGGCUGAAACGUUCCCAUUUACUCAAUGGAGGAGUAGGAGACAAGAAGAAUGUUCACUUUUUGAUUUCCCCUGGAUAAAAGCUCUUGAGAUGGCAGCUUGUUGGACACAUGGAUUUUCUUCAGACUUGUAAUUACUACCGACUCUGACUUGGUACGCAGGUGGAGAUCCCAGGAGAAGUUUCCUCCCUUCCCUUCUGUGUAAUGAGCAGAACAGCUUUGUAAUGAGCAUUUAU